CCCCCUUCAAGCCUCUGGCGAUCUCAGUGGUGUGCAAGUACCAGCCCAAAGUGCUGUCCGGGCCAACCCAUUCAGCAUCCAGGUCCCACACAGUUCUGCAGAGGAGGGAGAGCGCAAACGGAGCGCACAGGGGAAGGUUGCGCACAGCUUGGAUUGGAUUUGUUUGGACAUUUCUCUGCUUUCUUUUUUUCUCUUUGUUUUGUUCUGGAUCUCUUUCGGUACUUACAUGGCUGUACCGAUCAUGAUUUCAUCGCACCUGUUUCUGCUGACGCUGAUCUGCGUCAUUACCUCUGCAUCGGUUACCGGAGACAGCGGCUUCCUCAAGCUCUCUGGUUACCUGGAUGAGGACAUGCUCUCCCGGCAUAUGCACAGACUGUACGAGAAAUACAACAGGGAGAACCGCCUGAAGGAAGGAAACACUAUCAGGAGUUUCAGAGCCAUCCUAGACGCUGCUGAUCACAGGACCAUUUUCAAACUCAACCUAACAACCCUUCAGGAUUCAGAGGCCAUCCUCUCUGCAACAUUCCAUUUCCUGCUAGAUAAGAACUCACAAAGCAAACCCUGGUUCUGUAAGCGCUUCAGGAGCCUGUCAUGCCGCUCCCAAUCCACACACCCUUCUCCCUCCAUUAUUUUGCUGUUUCACUCCUCUGGGCCGGAGGUCAGACGUGGGCCGGUGGGCUCAUCUUUAGGUAAUGUGACCUUUUACCCCCACAGGAGAGGGGUGUGGCAGAUGAAAGAUGUGACCCCAAUAAUAAAGGAAGCUCGAGACAGGGGUCAGUUCUUGGUUUCAGUGGAAUUGGACUUUGGAGUGCCGCAGCAUAAGAAACAAGAAGGUAUUUUACCUGCUGUCAGCAUGCCCUACCUGUUGCUGUAUGCUAAUGACGUAGCUUUAACAGAGCCUAACAGUGUUGCUUCCAGCCUUCAAAGGUACGACCCAGUCAGCGAGGGAGCAGAACUCCUGCACAGGUCUAAUUCCUCACCUAAACUGAAGGGUCGCAUAAGAAGGGAAGCAAAGCCCCUCGCUGACCUCAUUCAGAACAACGAGCUACCUGAGCUCGACUACGGGCCCCGUGGACACAGAAAAGAUGACCUGUGGGAGCUUAACUGGCACCUUGCUCUGAAGCCGAAGUUUAAACCAGAGAGGAAGGAAAGGAUUAGUAAAAACCAAAAGACAGGAGGAGAAGAGCAAGACAAAGCGAAACCUCCAACCAUGGAAGAAGAAGAAAGAACAGCGCAGCCGAUCGAAACCGAUGGUUCAUCUAAUAAAACCCUCAAAGAUGGUCCUACGCUUUCUGCUGGUGACAGACAGAGGAGUGAUCGGAUUACUGAGAGAAAGAAUGGAGGAAGACAGAGGGAAAACACCCGGUCAUCUUUACUGAGUUUUGAUGAGCAAACAAUGCGGAAGGCCAGGAGACGGCAGUGGGGCCACGACCGGCGCUGUUCCAGGAGGAACCUCCGAGUAGAUUUUGCUGAUAUUGGCUGGAGUGAAUGGGUCAUUGCACCCACGUCAUUUGAUGCCUACUACUGUGCUGGGGCAUGUGGGUUUCCCAUGCCGCAGGUUGUCAAGCCGUCUAACCACGCCACAAUACAGAGUAUAGUGCGAGCUGUAGGAAUCAUCCCUGGGAUUCCAGAGCCCUGUUGUGUCCCAGAAAACAUGAGCCCCCUCGCUGUGCUCUUCCAGGACGACUCCAGGAACCUAGUGCUGAAGGUUUACCCCAACAUGUCCGUCCAGUCCUGCUCCUGCCGAUAGGGCAUUGUGGAGGGAAGAACAAAAAAAAGGGAGGACUGAAAACAAAUUCAAAAGCAACAGAAUUGUGCAUCAGUUAACUGUUCCCCUGAUGCUAUGAGACAAAGUCACUCAGUCCAAAUAUAUUUCCUCAGGAAUGGAGGCGAGCAGAGCUUAAUUUGUCAUGCUUUUUGCCCUUGCAGGACAAAUAUAUGUAGUGUAAGUGUUAUGGAUCUCUAAACAGUCAUCUAAUGUGAUUUUAUUUAGGUUUUCUGUAGAUGAGAGCAUUUUAGGGAUAUUUUCCUUUCCAUAACAGGUAGUCGUUAGACUGCUCAUCUGGAGUUAAUGGUUGUUUCUCACCAUGCAGUGCAGAAGUAUCCAUAUCUGUUUAAAUAUUUUAUUUACUUUCACAUUGAAACCACAGACUUUAUCAUAUUUUAUAUUUUAAAUAACAUCUAACAUCUCUUGCUUUAGUCAGGCCUUCAAUUUGUAAUUAGUUGUGUUUAUUUACAGAGUUGUUUUUAUAUUUCUCAAGUGUAAAUACAAGUAUAGGUGGUUUAAUUUUUUUUUAUUUAAAAAAUACAAAGUGUGGUAUUUGUAUUCAUCCCUCUUAAAUAAGAGCUUAAGGUUUCUAUUGGCCCAGCACCAUAAAAGACAUACAUUUUCGCCUAUUUUUCUUAGUAAAACAACUCAAAUUUAUCAGAUUGGAUGGAAAACAUUUCUAAAGAUCAAUUUGUCACAGUUUUUUAGGACAUGGGUCUUUGCUUUUAAUGUGUCUCUCUAAUGCAUUAAUAGACUUUGAUUCCCAUUUUGGUUCUGGACGUGUCUUUACGGUUAAUUUCCUCUCGCUGCUCUUAGGUCUAUUGUAGGCUUUGAAAGGUUUCUUUACAGAACUGCUCCUUAUUUAGCAAAAUCCAUUUUCCAGCAUCUCUGAGCAAGUUCCCUCUUUCUGCCGAAGAAAAGCAUCCCUAUAGGCCACCCUUUUGCAUAGAUUGAAUAUAUACCGAGAAAUUAUGAAACACAGAAAUAAUUACCUUUUAAACAACCAAAUAAAAUAGUAAAAUUAUUUACUAUAAUGAUUUAUUUCAUGGCUCCUGUGCAGCAAUGUCACCAUGAAAACAUCGACGCAUUCAGCUUGAUGCUGCGCUUCACUUACCUCUGAACUUAGACGUCAUUCAAGUAGUUUACAGAAGCUAAUCUUUUUCCUGGGUAUGUUUUUAUUUAAGAUUUAAAAUCCAAUUAGUUAACGAUUAAACAUAAAGAUCUAAUAAGUACAUUUAAAUAACUGCCAGAAGAAAAAUACUUCAUCCAUCGUAUCCCAACAUGGAGACACAUAGAUUGGACACCAGAGGCACUAGCAAAAAUCCAUCAAGUAUAACUGAAAUGUAAAGUUAGUUUGCCUAAAGAGACUGGACUUUAUUCAUAAAACUCAACAUCAAACCUAUGCAAGAACUUUGACGUAGGUAACCAAAGUUUUAAAAAAAGGUGCUAAUUAUUUGCAGUGAAUGGCAACUGUAUAAAUGCUAUAUGAUAAUAAAGACCAGAAUCAGUGGGUGAGGCUAUAUUUAUCUUGUGAAUUACUUUUUUUUAAGUGUAAACAUGACGGAUUUCUCCACCUAAGACCUCAAUGAGUUCUCUGGCAAACUGGUAGAGGAAGUUUUAGAGCGAGCUAAGGACAUUGAAGCUGGAGUUGCUCAACCCCAGUUUCAGUUUUAUAUAUUUGAUCAGUUUCUUGAAGUUAAUUGAAUAAUUUUCAGAGAAAGACCUCAAUGUGAAAGUAAACCUGAAAGACACUGCCUUAACUUGCUGUGUUAACUUGCAACAAGAUGUCAGGGUUUACUAAAGAGACCUCCUUAAUUCCACUCAAUUAGAUGGGUCAGAUUAAACUGAUUUCAUGAUGACUCUGCUGCAAUGAUAUGAAAUAAAUGGAUGUAAAAAAA
This is a messenger RNA of Cyprinodon variegatus (sheepshead minnow), 3666 nucleotides long. RefSeq names its product growth/differentiation factor 10-like (gene gdf10a). The record is from RefSeq and is a predicted model, not a curated record. Bases 227 to 1750 code for a protein of 507 amino acids. The transcript is spliced from 3 exons. Gene Ontology annotation, molecular function: cytokine activity; growth factor activity. Gene Ontology annotation, biological process: SMAD protein signal transduction; BMP signaling pathway. Gene Ontology annotation, cellular component: extracellular region. NCBI's taxonomy places the organism in Eukaryota, Metazoa, Chordata, Actinopteri, Cyprinodontiformes, Cyprinodontidae.